GACGGCGGCAGAGGUAGCGGGUCUCAAAGGCUCCUCCAGCUUCUCACUCAGCUCCGGUGACGGGUUAGGCCCAGAGGGCUUAGUCCCUCGCCAUGGACUCGCAGAAAGAAGCUCUACAAAGAAUCAUUUCAACUCUGGCAAAUAAGAAUGAUGAGAUUCAGAACUUUAUUGAUACACUAAAUCACACACUGAAAGGAGUUCAGGAAAAUUCUUCCAACAUCCUUUCAGAGUUAGAUGAAGAAUUUGAUAGCUUGUACUCUAUCUUGGAUGACGUAAAAGACAGCAUGAUUGGUGCCAUCAAGCAGGAGCAAGUGCGGAAGUCACAGGAGUUACAGAGUCAGCUUAGUCAAUGUAACAAUGCCCUGGAGAACUCUGAAGAACUACUAGAAUUUGCAACAAGGUCAUUAGAUAUUAAGGAACCUGAAGAAUUUUCAAAGGCUGCCAGACAGAUCAAGGAUAGAGUCACAAUGGCUUCUGCCUUUCGCCUUUCUUUGAAACCGAAAGUCAGUGACAACAUGACCCAUUUAAUGGUGGAUUUCACUCAGGAAAGACAGAUGCUGCAAACUUUGAAGUUUUUGCCAGUUCCCAAAGCUCCAGAGAUUGACCCAGUAGAGUGUUUGGUAGCUGACAACUCUGUAACUGUAGCUUGGAAAAUGCCUGAAGAAGAUAAUAAAAUUGACCAUUUCAUAAUGGAAUAUAGGAAAACGAACUUUGAUGGACUCCCACGUGUAAAGGAUGAGCGAUGUUGGGAAGUGAUUGAUAACAUCAAGGGUACUGAAUAUACAUUGUCAGGCUUAAAAUUUGAUUCAAAGUAUAUGAAUUUCAGAGUGAGAGCAUGCAACAAAGCUGUGGCUGGAGAAUACUCUGAUCCAGUGACCCUAGAGACCAAAGCACUUAACUUCAGUCUAGAUAACUCAUCAUCCCAUUUGAACUUGAAAGUGGAAGAUUGCUGUGUAGAGUGGGAUCCCACUGGAGGAAAAGGCCAAGAAAGUAAAAUUAAAGGAAAAGAGAAUAAGGGCAGUGUCCAUGUUACUUCACUGAAGAAACACACAAGAAGUGGCACACCAUCCCCAAAACGGACAUCUGUGGGCUCCAGGCCACCAGCAGUCAGAGGCAGCAGAGACCGUUUUACUGGGGAGUCAUACACAGUGCUGGGAGACACUGCUAUUGAAAAUGGACAACAUUAUUGGGAAGUAAAGGCCCAGAAGGAUUGUAAAUCUUAUAGCGUGGGUGUAGCAUAUAAAACUUUAGGCAAAUUUGAUCAGUUAGGAAAGACAAACACAAGUUGGUGCGUUCACGUCAACAGCUGGUUACAGAACACUUUUGCAGCCAAGCAUAAUAACAAGGUGAAAGCUUUGGAUGUUCCUGUACCUGAGAAAAUAGGUGUGUUUUGUGACUUUGAUGGGGGUCAGCUUUCAUUUUAUGAUGCACACUCAAAGCAGUUGCUGUAUUCCUUCAAGACAAAAUUUACUCAGCCAGUAGUACCUGGUUUCAUGGUUUGGUGUGGUGGACUUUCUUUGAGUACUGGAAUGCAGGUUCCAAGUGCUGUGAGAACACUUCAGAAAAGUGAAAACGGAAUGACUGGUUCAACAAGCAGCCUAAACAAUGUCACUCAGUAAUGGCAACUCAGACUGUGUUUUCCCUUCCUCUGACUGUGUGGCCUUUCCCAUACAGUUACUAACAGAUACUUCUGAGUGGUGGAAAUCAGGUUUUCUAUGUUCUGCUUUAAAGCCUGGAAUCUGUUAGAUUAACUACCAAAUAGGAAGCAGCAACAGGUUAUUGCUGUGUCCCAGAACCAAGCAGUUGGGGUGCAGGAGGCUGACAUAGUGGUAUUUGAAUAGUAAAUAGGAAAGGAGAAGUGUUGAAAUAUUUAUGUAAAAAGCCAUUUUUCUGUUUCGUAAGCUGCUCUGGCUUGUCUAGUAGGUGUGAUUCUGUCUGGUGUGUCCUGGCCCUGGGUUGCAGAGCUUUUCAAGCUUACCUCUCUUCUCCUUGUCAAGUUUCUUUCUCCUCACUGGCUGCCAUUAAGUCCUACACUGAGGCUUUCAAACUAUAAGGUCCCCUAAGGCUUCCUAGAAAUUGAAAUCUUUGCCGAGGGAUGGCAGAGAAAUUGUCCUAUGGUGGCUUAUUUUAUUCUUUCAUAAAUAAGCUGAGCUUUUGAUUGGGUAACUUAAUGUAUUGACUAUAUUCAUAUCAUUUUCUUCUCUAAAAUAUUGUGGUGUUUUCUUAUAACCCAAAAUAUCAAGCAGAUGGAGAAUUUAGGCAGUGCAAGGGAGUGUUCUUUGUGUUUGUGCUGAGUCAUACUGUCUAGUCGUCCAUGGGCUCCUGGUCUCCACUUGAGAAGCUGUGUCUCUGUGUCUGUCCUCCGUUUUAACCCCACCUUUAUAGCUGUCUUUGUAUCUUUGAUAAAACUUCCACUUGAAUUUGGCACUGAUAAUAAUUAUUGCUUAUGGAAGUUUGUAAAUUAAGUUCUAUAAAGGGUAAAAAGCUAUAUAUUGCUGGUUUUUGUCUGUGAAAGAUUAUAAAGAAAUGUGCCUGAUGUAUUCUUUUCUGGAAUAAGUUAUGUGUUCUUUUACAAAGAUAUGGAUUGGUUUAACCAGCUGUGUAAAAAAAUACAUGUGUCCUACUUAAUUGGUA
Messenger RNA from Grammomys surdaster, 2634 nucleotides. RefSeq names its product fibronectin type III and SPRY domain containing 1 like (gene Fsd1l). Gene Ontology annotation, molecular function: protein binding. The transcript is spliced from 14 exons. The coding region runs from base 93 to 1619 and encodes 508 amino acids. NCBI's taxonomy places the organism in Eukaryota, Metazoa, Chordata, Mammalia, Rodentia, Muridae. The record is from RefSeq and is a predicted model, not a curated record.